Molecule: messenger RNA, 612 nt
Organism: Eimeria mitis
Lineage: Eukaryota; Apicomplexa; Conoidasida; Eucoccidiorida; Eimeriidae
Product: leucine rich repeat protein, putative
Exons: 4
Coding region: 1-612 (203 amino acids)
Source: RefSeq, a predicted model, not a curated record
AUGCCGGCUCUUAGAAUACUAGACUUGGGCCACAACCUUAUACCCACCAUACAGGCUGUGGAGGCUGUGGGGCAUCACCUGAAGCUGUCUCAGCUAAAUUUAAUAGGAAACCCUCUGAUGGAGACAGAAGCAGUAGAGGAUGCAACACACACUAACCACAAUGAUGCCCCCAAAAAAAAGCAGCAGCAGCAGCAGCAACAGCAGCAGCAGCAGCAGCAGCAGCAGCAACAGCAGCAGCAGCAACAGCAGAAGCAGCAACACCACCAAAAAGAAGCACCCACCGCAGCAGUUGACAGACCAGGCAAAGAAAAAAAGAGGCAACUGCAGCAGCAGCAGCAGCAGCAGCAGGAACAGCAGCAGCAGCAGCAACAGCAGCAGCAGCAGCAGCAGCAGCAGCAGCAAGACACGUCUGAAGACUGUGCGACCGAGAGAAAGAGCAAAAAAAAGAAAAGAAAAGCGACGCAAGAAAACGCAGACACAGUGGAGCCCAGUAGCAGCAACCACCACCAGCAGCAGCAGCAGCAGCAGCAGGAACAGCAGCAGCAGCAGCAGCAGCAGCAGCAGCAGCAGCAGCAUCUGUGUUCACUCGUUCUGACUUUCUGGAAAAACUGA